AAACAUAACAAGCCACAGAUUUAAACAAAACUAAAAUCUGUAUAUAUACACAAAUUGUAAAUAAAGUAUGCAGAAGACCAGCAUAGAGGUUAAGACGCAUGUCGUCCCGAUUGCGUCGAAGCCAACAAGGGACGUGGACGAUGGUGGCGGUGGCGGCGGCGGCAGCGGCGGAAGUGUUAAUCGUAUCAUUGUAAACGCAGCGCUCGCUGCGACUGAGACACGCAUACGAAUCAAUAAAUGGCGCGUACGCGAAGGGCAAAAUGUUUCGGCGGCACAAAUCCUGUUUUUAUACCAACAACUCGGUGAUGAUGGCAAGCCCAUUAAAAAGGACGAUACGAUGUUUUUCAAAUACAAAUCAAAUCGUGCUGGAGUGGUCAAAAAGCGGCUUCGCAAAGAAGGCGAAAUAGUGAUAAAAGGAGAUGCGCUUUUGGAGUUAUCCGAAUGCAUACACACAACCGUUAUUAAGGAUAUGUGCGCAGACUGCGGCGCAGACUUAAGGCAGAACGAUAAUGGUCAAACAUCUGAGGCCUCGGUACCUAUGGUGCACACCAUGCCCGAUUUGAAAGUAACCCAGAAACUAGCCCAAAAGCUUGGGCAUGAUGACACACGACGCCUGCUCACCGAUCGGAAGCUGGUGCUUCUAGUGGAUCUCGAUCAAACAGUCAUACACACAACUAACGACUCAGUGCCGGAUAAUAUAAAGGGCAUCUAUCACUUUCAAUUGUACGGUCCACAAUCGCCGUGGUAUCACACGCGUCUUCGACCGGGCACAGCGGACUUCCUGGAGAGGAUGUCACAGCUAUAUGAGUUGCACAUUUGCACAUUUGGUGCACGUAACUAUGCGCAUAUGAUAGCCCAACUGCUUGAUCCCGAUGGAAAAUUCUUCUCCCAUCGUAUCUUGUCGCGUGAUGAGUGCUUCAAUGCUACAAGCAAAACAGAUAAUCUAAAAGCACUGUUUCCCAAUGGCGAUUCCAUGGUAUGCAUUAUAGAUGAUCGUGAGGAUGUUUGGAAUAUGGCAUCCAAUUUGAUACAAGUUAAACCCUACCAUUUCUUUCAACAUACGGGCGAUAUAAAUGCGCCGCCUGGCUUAUCCAAGCACGAGCUAGAUGGCGAGGGCGUCGACUUUAAGGAAAUUGAUAAAAUUGCUGAAAAGAAAACUGAAGCGCAAAAUAAGGCGACGGAUAAAGAGUCGGAAUUAGAAGCGGAAGAUUCGAAAGACAAGGGUGACAACACAGUGUCCAGCACAAGCAAGGAUGAGGAGGGCAAUGAGGAGUCCUCAGUAGACAUAUUCGAGUUGGGAAGCGAGACAAAAGAUGCGAUAGAAACUAAAGACACCUGUGUAAAUAAAAGCUGUGAAAAAUUGAAUGGCAAACCUACUACGACGGUCGAAGAACCUCUGAAUGUAGAUGACAACUCAUCCGGCUUGCCAGAAACAGAAGCUCAGAGCAGUGGCAAACAAGGUAGCGAUAGUGAUGAAAUUGUUGUUAUUGAUGAAGUGCCCAUGGAGAGCUCAAAAACUGAAAAGCUGCCGCCCAAGAAAGAAGAUGACGAAAGCAUUGCAUCAUCAACAAGCGGUGAUGAUAAGCAAGUGUCGGAAGCUGACGAUGAGGCAGCUAAAGUUAAUACAGAUGAGGUGGCCACAACAUCGCAGAUGAAAAUUUCAAAUGAUGGCCAGAAACAAAUUGAAAUUGAAGAUCCCGAUGAUUAUUUACUGUAUUUGGAGGUCAUAUUAAGGAAUAUACAUAAGCGGUUUUAUGCGAUAUAUGAUGAGACAACAGAGAUACCCGAUCUGAAGAUCAUUGUACCGAAAAUUCGUUGUGAGGUGCUACGUGGUCAAAAUCUAGUCUUUUCCGGGUUAGUGCCGACCCAGAUGAAGCUGGAGCAAUCGCGUGCUUAUUUUAUAGCUAAAAGCUUAGGAGCCGAGGUCCAGUCAAACAUUAACAAGGACAUAACGCAUCUGGUGGCCGUCAAUGCAGGAACUUAUAAAGUGAAUGCGGCCAAGAAAGAGGCGAACAUCAAGGUAGUCAAUGCCAAUUGGUUGUGGGCCUGUGCCGAACGCUGGGAGCAUGUUGAUGAGCGUCUCUUUCCGCUCGAUCGCAAGGUACGGAACAAAGGACGACAACCGCCGGCUCAUUGCCACAGUCCCGAACACGUAGUGAAUUACAGUGAGAGAUCCGAGAUAUCGCCGUCGAGCAGCAUGCAACAGGAACAAGGCGGCAAUUUCCGUGAAACACUUAAUCCGCUGUUGGUGUUCACCAAUGCGGACAUCGAGUCCAUGAACAAAGACUACGAGACAUUCUUCGAGUCGGACUCCUCCAGCGACGAGGGCCCUGUAAACUUUGAAAAUCCGCCCAUGGACAAAAAGUUGCUGAAGCGUAAGCGCGAGGAUGAAAGUUCAAACCGUGCCCAUGAUUUCUUUACGCGCACCGAGGAUGUGAUGAUGGGUGCGGCGAGCGGAGUUGCUGAUUUCGAUAAGAAUUCCUCCAACGACGAGCAUGAAGACGAGGAAAAGGAGGAAGAAGAUGAUGACGAAAUGCCAAGUGCUAAAUUUCGACGUGGCGAAGAGCUGCCAUCAGAUUUAGAAAUGGGCUCCGAUUCAAAUAGCGAAAACAAUCAGGAGGAUGAUGGUGACGAUGGUGAAUGGAAUAUGAUGGGCGCUGCAUUGGAGCGUGAGUUUCUGGGACUAGAAGAUUAGCUAUAUCAAUGCGAGCUGGACAUGGAACAGAAAACGAAAUGCAAUGCACUCGAAAUCAAAAGUCGAGUGCAGCAAAUAGCACUUGGAAGACUUGGAAGUAGCUGGCGAUAACAAUGUUCAAUGCACUUUUGACAUUUCAAAUGUACCUACUCUUCAAAAAAAAAAAAACUAAACAAAACAAAA
This is a messenger RNA of Drosophila hydei, 2878 nucleotides long. RefSeq names its product RNA polymerase II subunit A C-terminal domain phosphatase (gene Fcp1). The record is from RefSeq and is a predicted model, not a curated record. NCBI's taxonomy places the organism in Eukaryota, Metazoa, Arthropoda, Insecta, Diptera, Drosophilidae. The transcript has 7 exons. Gene Ontology annotation, cellular component: nucleus. The coding region runs from base 68 to 2695 and encodes 875 amino acids. Gene Ontology annotation, molecular function: RNA polymerase II CTD heptapeptide repeat phosphatase activity.